Messenger RNA from Paramecium primaurelia, 1183 nucleotides. Lineage: Eukaryota; Ciliophora; Oligohymenophorea; Peniculida; Parameciidae. The record is from the annotation of a GenBank genome assembly.
CAUGGCACCAGAAUAAAUACUUAAUAUGUCAUAUAACAAAACUGUAGAUACUUGGUCUUGUGGGAUUGUUCUUUAUAUGCUCUUACAAAAGAAACAUCCUUAUUAUCCUAAAUUUUCUACAAAGAAUUAAUUUAUAUAGAGUUUUCCAAAUAUUUAAUAUGAUGAACCCAAUAAUGCGUCAUCAUUAACAAGAGAUUUCUUGAGGCGUCUAUUAUGCUAUGAUCCUCAUCGUCGUUAUACAGCCUUAUAAGCACUUUCACAUCCAUGGAUCACACGACGUCAUUAAGAUAGUAUUCCUAUGGGUUUAAGAGAAUUUGGUAUUUGUAAACAAUUACAAGAGAAGAUGAUAUAGUAAAUUAAAAUGAUUAUGUUCUUCUAAUACUUAAUAAAGAAUAGUGAAUUAAAUGAACAUCGCAAUCGAUCAGAAAGCCAUUAAGAAAGUUAAACCUAUUCUGAAACUUCUAUACAUAAAUAGAUAUAAAAUAAAACUAAACUCUUAAGACCUUUGGUUUUAAAGAGUCAAACUAAAUUUGAAUAGAAAUAAGAUGAAAUCAAAGGAAAAAUUAGAUUCUCUUAAUUAACAGCAUUGUUAACUUAAUAAAAAAGUGAAGAAUAAUUUUAAUAUUAAUAACAGAUACAAUAAUAAAUAAUAAAUAAAAUAUCUUCAUAACCAGCAUUGGAUUCUCCUAAAAAGAAAUAUCAUGAAAAACAUAAAUUUAGUGUUGAUUGUGGAAAUGAUCUUUAGAUGAUUUAGUUGGUAUCAUCAGUCUCUCCUAUGAAAGGUGAUUCAGAACAUAGUAAAAUUGAAUCACCAAAAAAAUCAUUUAGAAAAUCUUAAUCUUUUUAAAGAUUGAUACUGCCUCAACUUUCAGAAUCUACAUAAAGUUCUAUAAGUCCUGAUAAACUAGUAAAGAAAGAAUCAAAAACCCUUGUAAUGAGAAAAUCCUAAUCCACUUUAUAGAUAUGUUUAAGAAAGAUUCAAUAAGCUAAUGAAUUAUCUGAACAAAAGACAACAAUCAGAUAGAGGAUGGAAACUUAUGAUUAAAAAAAUUAUAGCCAUCGAAUUAUGUAAAAAGCCAACUCUUUAAAUUCAUCUACGAUAUCUCCAAAAAAUAAACUUAUCCAAUAAAUUAUUUAGUAGCAAUAACAACUUAUUCUUCCAUAAUAUAGAAAAAGAUUAUGA